AUGUCAAACCUUUUGAAGCACCCGGUGGUAGACCUCCAUCGCCAAAUAUGUCAAGUUGAAUCGAUUACAGGGAACGAGAGGCCUGUUGCGGAAGUGCUUGUGUCUUAUUUGGAACAGAAAGGAUUCACAGUCGAAAAACAGCCUGUUCCAUCUACUUAUCCAGACGAGCGAUACAACGUUCUUGCCUAUAUGGGGGAAACAAGAGACACAAAGAUCUGUCUUUCAAGCCAUAUCGAUGUGGUUCCACCAUACUGGCCAUACGAGCUAGUCAAAAACAACACUGAAAUUCGCGGUAGGGGCGUGGUAGAUGCAAAGGCGUGCGUUGCCGCGCAAAUUGUUGCCGCGGAAGAGUUGUGGGCCGCCUCGUUGAUCAAGCCCGGCGAUAUAUCGUUACUAUUUGUCGUGGGAGAAGAGACCGAAGGCGAUGGCAUGAUCCAUGCAAACAAGCUUGGGUUGAGCUGGGAUGCUGUGAUAUUUGGUGAGCCGACCGAAGGGACUCUACCGAAGGGACAUAAGGGAGUGCUUAAUAUGCGCUUAACAGCCAUCGGGAAGGCCGCUCACUCGGGCUAUCCUGCACUAGGAGAGUCAGCAAUUGACAAGUUGCUCUCUGGUCUAAACGAGCUACGCCAGUUACAGCUCCCUUCAAGCGGUCGAUUCGGAGAGACGACUAUGAACAUAGGUCGCAUUAAUGGUGGUGUUGCUCCCAACGUCAUUUCUUUCUCGGCAGAGGCUGAGAUUAUGUUUCGAGUUGCUGGAACCACGAUUGAUGGGCUGAAAACUAUGAUAGAGGAUGCUUUGAAUAAGUGUGGUAAUCCUUGUACUUUCACGUACGGACCGGAUGCUUGUGAGCCCGUUCAAAUCGAGUGCGACGUGCCCGGCUUUGACACGAUGGUUGUCAGCUAUGGGACUGACAUUCCCAAUCUUAAUGGGAAUCAUAAAAAUUAUCUAUAUGGGCCAGGCUCCAUUCAUGUCGCUCAUACUGAGGAGGAAUCACUGAAGGUGGCAGACUUGGUGACUGCUGUCACGGCUUAUCGGACACUGGCAUUGCACGCUCUGAAGAAUUAG
Molecule: messenger RNA, 1065 nt
Organism: Penicillium argentinense
Lineage: Eukaryota; Fungi; Ascomycota; Eurotiomycetes; Eurotiales; Aspergillaceae
Product: M20 family metallopeptidase
Exons: 2
Coding region: 1-1065 (354 amino acids)
Molecular function (GO): hydrolase activity
Source: RefSeq, a predicted model, not a curated record